Molecule: messenger RNA, 7620 nt
Organism: Tachysurus vachellii
Lineage: Eukaryota; Metazoa; Chordata; Actinopteri; Siluriformes; Bagridae
Gene: col16a1
Product: collagen, type XVI, alpha 1
Exons: 69
Coding region: 216-4868 (1550 amino acids)
Source: RefSeq, a predicted model, not a curated record
GGAGACGAUAGAAGUUGGACAAGAAGGAUUCCUAGUCUUUAACUUUUCCCUUCCCCCGUUACAAGGACUUGGGGGGAAAGUGCUGAAGAACCAAAAGUGGAUUGUACAAAAAAAUAGGAAGAUCAAUUCCGGACGCAUCGGCUUUUCUGUGGAUUAAUGUUCGUUAUCUAGUGGAUUUAUCGACUGCUUGUAGGUAGGAGUUGAAGGAGGGAGCCAUGAGGAUCGUGUUGUGCUCCGUUGUGCUGCUGACCAUCUGGUCUGGUCAUGGAGUUCGACUGGAGACUGCUGAAGUAGGUGAGACGUGUCCAUCUAUACAGGUCGAAGACUGGAAAUUUCCUCAGACUGCCAGACACAACAUCACAGGUUUCAAUCUGGUGCGGCGCUUUUCCCUGAUGAAGAACAGUGAUGUGAAGAAGAUACGUAACCUGCGAGGGCCCGUCAUCCUACGCUUGGGAAAAGUUCGCCUCAUCCAGCCCACAGAUCAAGUCUUUCCACAUGGACUGCCUGAGGAGUUCACGCUGGUCUUCACCCUGCAUUUUAAGGCCAAGGCUCUGAGGGAUAACAUCUAUCUUUUCCAGAUAUCUGAUGAGCAAGGGUACCCACAGAUCUCGCUGGACCUGAAUGGGCCGGAGGGCACGCUGGCACUGCGGACAUCCACUGCAGAUCAGGAUGCCUUGAAAACAGGGUGUGUGUUCAGUGGCGAAGGUGUGGAGUCCCUAAUGAGCACAAACCUGCGCUGGCACAAAGUAGCUCUGAGUGUACAGAAGAGCGCGGCAUCACUUCACGUAGAUUGCAGCUCUAUUGAGACGAAGCCACUGGAGCCUCGGGGCCGUGUCCCAGUUACUGGACACACGCUGUUGUUUAUGAGGGCCAGCAAUGCUGCUCCUGUCGAGAUGGACAUUCAGCAGAUGAUGCUGUAUUGUGACCCGUCUUUGGCCAUCCAGGAAGCUUGCUGUGAAAUUCCCGGAGCUCGUUGCCCCCCAGAUGCCCCGAAGAGUCGUAGAGCGGCAGAGAACCUGGUGGAGAUUCUCCCAAACCCUUUCAGCCAGCCGAUCCAUGGAUCAAAAGAAUUGGCGGAAAAAUGCGCAGGCUGCGUGUUGAUCACUGAGGAUCAAAAUAUCGUCCAGGAAGAGGGAGCGGGUCAGCGUGGCCUGAAAGGAGAAAAAGGAGAGCGGGGUCUGGACUGCACCGGAGCUGGAGUUUCCGGUCGAUGUCCAGAAGGAGUGAAGGGGGAGAAAGGAGAGCCGGGUCUGUCUGGAAACUGGGAGGCGGCUGUAGGAAUUAAGGGAGAUAAAGGACAGAAGGGUGAAGUCGGAUCCCAGGGUCUCACUGGAAGUCCAGGGAAAGAUGGUCGUGCUGGAUCUAUUUGUAUUGUGGGUCCUAAAGGACAGAAGGGAAACACAGGUUCUGUUGGUCCAGAGGGGCUUGCAGGAGAACCAGGGUUACCAGGAACUCCCGGACCUCCUGGCAUUGGCACAUCAGGAAAACCUGGGAGCCCUGGCCUACCUGGAUCAAAGGGAGAUAAGGGAGAUGCUGGGAUACCUGGGAAGGAUGGAAUGACAGGUGAUCCUGGUCCAAGAGGUCCGGGUGGCUCCAAAGGUGAAAAGGGUGAACCAUGUGAAGUUUGUCCAGUGCUGCCGAAGGAUUUGAGUGAAACCACAAUUAUUCAGGGGAAGCCUGGUCCCAAAGGAGAACCUGGAGCACCAGGCAAAGCAGACCAGGGUUUGCCUGGAUCUCCAGGGAAAGAUGGAAAAGCAGGGGAAAAGGGAGAGCGAGGCUUAGAAGGGGCCAAAGGGGAAAAGGGCGAGUCGUGUGCUAUGUGCCCCACAAACAGUGGUAUUUUGAGCCAUCAGAGACAGCCAAUAAAAGGAGAAAAAGGGGAGCCAGGAAUUGGACAGAAGGGAGAACAGGGAGCACCAGGUCAAAUUGGCCAAACUGGAGACAAAGGGGGAAAGGGUGAUGCAGGAGGCAAAGGCGCUGAGGGGAAAACUGGCAAGCCUGGUCCAAGAGGUCCAAGUGGCAAGGAUGGACCGAAAGGAGAAAAGGGAGAUGAUGGUCAGUCUGGUUCACCUGGAGUCAAAGGUGAAAAGGGAGACUCAUGUGGUGUGUGUUCAAAUUCCCCGUCUGAAGUAAAAGGAGGAGAGAUUAUGUUUAAGGUGCCAGGAGAGGGAAAUGAAGGCCCUCAAGGACUGAAAGGAGAUAAAGGUGAUCAGGGUUUACAGGGAAAGACAGGACUGGCUGGAUCACCAGGGGCCCCGGGACUAACAGGGGAACCCGGGAGAGACGGAGUCAAAGGACAGAAGGGCGACGCCUGUGACAGCUGUCCGACACUUCCUGUGGAUUUCGGUGAUGUCGUAGGCUUACCUGGACCCAAGGGAGAGAAAGGAGAAGCAGGUGAACCAGGCGUGGGGAGGAAAGGUGAACAAGGAUCGAGAGGUAUUCCUGGACUUGCCGGUCCAGUAGGACCUCAGGGAGCUCCUGGGAUUAUAGGAACAGUUGGACAAAAGGGUCCGAAAGGGGAAAUGGGACCUGCAGGUCCUCAGGGGCCGAAUGGCGUCAGCAUAAAAGGACCUCCGGGAAGAGACGGUUUUCCUGGCCCUCAAGGAAUCCCAGGAGCAGAUGGGAUACCGGGAGCCAUCGGACCUAAGGGUGACAAGGGAGAACCAGGAGACUGUAACUGUGUGCCAUAUACGAACCCACAAACUGGAAGACCUGGUGUCCCUGGUGGUGGUGGCUUACUCCCAUUGCAGCCUGGUCCUCAGGGGCCUCCAGGACCUCCAGGCCCCCCAGGACCUCCAGGACCCCAAGGAUUUACAGGGUUCCCAGGGCCACAGGGUGUCCCUGGCAAUGAUGGCUUACCAGGGAAACCGGGUCCGCCCGGCCAAGCAAUUCCAGUAGAUACUGAAUCUUCCAAUAACAAAAAGACGGACUGUGGAGACUGUUCCAAAGGCCUGCCAGGCGUACCUGGUGUACCUGACACUAAGCCUGAUAAGAGAGAUCAUGGCAAGCCUGGAGUUAUUUCUUUAGAUGGAUGUGAGAAGUGUCUCGAGAGGCUGCAGGAAGAGGAACCACAGAGGCCUAAUACCAACAACAGCCCUUGCCCAGGUGUGCAAGGGACACCGGGCAUCCAAGGGCCACCCGGGAUAAAAGGAGAUCUGGGGGACAGGGGUGAGAGGGGUCCACCUGGUCUUCCUGGAACCCCAGGUAAUAUUGGAUUCCCUGGUCCUCAAGGCUCCCCUGGACUCCCAGGUCAGCAAGGGGAGAGAGGACCUCAAGGACUAUCGGGACUGAAAGGAGAACAGGGUCCACCUGGAACUCCUGGAUACCCAGGAACCAUGGGACCACCUGGACUUCCAGGACUUAAAGGAGAACGAGGAAGUCCAGGCUCUGCAGCGCAGAAAGGGGAAUCCGGCCCACCAGGAUUUCCAGGUCAUCAGGGACCACAAGGCCCAGCUGGUCCCAAAGGAGAAGGAGGAAUGACAGGAGCCAUGGGACUGAAGGGAGAUCAGGGUUUUCCAGGACCACCAGGAUUCCCAGGACAACAGGGAGCUCCAGGAAUCCCAGGAAAAAUCGGUCCUGCUGGACCACCAGGACCAAAGGCAGAUCAGGGAAGUCCAGGACUUCAGGGUCCACAGGGACCUACAGGCCCUCCGGGACCUUCUGGAGGACCAGGAUUGCAGGGUGCACCUGGGAUGGAUGGCCUUGAUGGGAAAGAUGGAAAACCAGGACUGAGGGGUGAUCCAGGCCUACCUGGCCCUAUUGGCCCCAGGGGAAUCCCGGGAUUCAAAGGCAUAAAAGGACAUACAGGCCUUCCAGGACUGAAAGGAGAUGUCGGACCUCAAGGCCCACCUGGAGCAGCAGGUAGAUCAGGACUUGAGGGUGACCCUGGUCCACCAGGACCACAAGGACCACCUGGUGCUCCAGGACAUCUGGGUUCUGCAGGUCCGGCAGGUCCACCAGGACCAGCUGGAGCUCCCGGCACGGGUAUUCAAGGUGACAAGGGGGAGGCUGGAGAAAGAGGGCUGCCAGGAAUGCCUGGGCCUCCAGGAGCCCCUGGGCAUCCAGGACAGAUGGGAGAACCAGGGAGUGAUGGUGCAGCAGGGAAAGAUGGAACACCAGGUCUGCCAGGAGAAACUGGUCCACAAGGACAGAAGGGUGAGGCAGGGACUUCAGGCCUGAGGGGUCCUCCAGGAGAACGUGGUCGUCCUGGACCCCCUGGAGGAGCAGGAUACCAAUCUAAAGAUUCAGGAAUAGGAGUAAUGGGACCCGCUGGUCCUCGUGGUGAGAGAGGAAGCCCUGGAGCACCUGGACAGUCUGGACCUGCUGGACAACCAGGAAUGCCAGGAAAUGAUGCUGUUGUCAACUAUGAUGAAAUCAAGUCUUUCAUCAGACAGCAGGUUAUUAAGAUCUUUGAUGAGCGAAUGGCCUAUUACAUGUCGCGCAUGCAGAUGCCAGUGGAAAUGGUAGCAUCCCCAGGUAGACCUGGACCCCCAGGCAAAGACGGCACUCCAGGAAGAGCAGGACCUCCAGGGCUUCCAGGGCGUCCAGGACAGUUCGGGCGAGAGGGUAGACAAGGACCUGUGGGCCCUCAGGGUCCUCCAGGUGUCAAGGGAGAAAAAGGAGAUAAAGGUUUAGGAGAGAUGGGAGACAGCGGACCCCCUGGGGCUCCAGGUGUUCCUGGACCCCCUGGUUAUGGUAAAAUAGGACCACCAGGCCCCACGGGUCAGCAGGGCAUCCCUGGAAUCCCUGGACCACCAGGACCAUCUGGAUCAAAGGGUAAAGAUGGCCGUUGCCAUCCAUCUGACUGCAUGAGUGGACCUGUGGAUUACAGUCCUAAGGGCCCACAAAUGAAAGGGCCCAUGUAUUAGAGAGAGAUGAAUGAGAGUGAGGGGGUAAAAGGUAAGAAAUUAGGGAAAAAAUUACAAGAGCCAAAGAUCAACUAUACCAAAUCUGCCUGCUAUGUGCCUUUGAUAUGAUGGAGAACCAAUGGAGCUAAAGAGCAUUUUUGUCAAUAUAAUCAUGGCUGGGCCAGAUUGGUUUACAAGCUAUCUCUAUAAGGUACCCAAAAUGUUCCCUUCAACUCCAAGUGCUAAUGUGAGUGAAGCCUCUUUCUCAGAGUUCAACUUUCUCUUUAACAAAGCUUGAAUGAAAACUCCUACAUUAAGAACCCUGAACACAGAUGCCAUAAUUUCUUCAUACCUUGUGUUUUUACUUCAUCAUCAUGUAAAAGUAAGUAGACAGGCAAUCAUUGACACAGGUUAUUUUUAGUGUUAUGAUUCACUGAAUUUGACAUUUGAAAAAAAACAAAACAGCAUUUUUUACCAUUUCAGAUUCAUUUGUUGCAUUAAAAUAGCAAAGCAAUAUAAAAGCAUCACACUUGGGAGCCCAAAGUCUAUGGCACACCUUUUCUAAUGCAGAACUCAUGCCAAAAGGGACAUCAACACAUUCCUUACUGGACUAUCACUACCUUGAACAUAUGAUCUGUGCUUCAUUGGCCGUGAUGAUGUUGUCUCUUUAAAGUUCAGCUAUUAAGCUGGUUUCACACUGUUCCCAGAAAAUUCACAGCUGUGAUUUUAAACACAUUCUCUUUGAUGCGGUACGCCCAAGAUCAUCUAAAGUUCAAAUGCUUUCAACUUUUACGUGACACUUUGCUGGGCACAGCCAUUAGCGGGCCAGGAGGCAUGGUAUUUUGCUCAGAGAAAGAUGGAAGAACUAAUAAAAUUUCUUCUUCCUUCUCUCCAGAGAGCAGCAUCCACUUUUGUGCUCAACCCAGCGCAACACUAUCCAUUUGUCACAACUGCAUCAUCACAGUUUGAAGCCAGCUUGAUUCUUUGCCAAUGUUUACUUUUUGUUCCAUCAUUUUAGUACCGAAAUGCUUCUGCAAAUCAUUUUCAUCAUUGUUUUCUUGGGUUUUUGUGGUAGCUGAUGAAUAUUGCGCUUUUUUUUAUUGCCUUCAUGCCCCAAAACUGACUUAAAAGUAAUGAUCUCAAAUUUGAUUUGAACCAGAUUCUAAAUUUUGGAACUUGCCAUUCUCCAUUGUCCUAGCAUUAUGAUGUAGCUUGAUGUAAAGGCACAAAUGAGAUAUAAUUAUUCCUGUUUUCUUUGAGGCCUUAUGUUGUACAUAUUUGUAUUUAUAUGUAAUGGCUUUUUAUAAUACAUUUUGAACAGAUUGGCAUGUCGGCAUUUCAGUCCUUCCUUUUGCGUCUCAGAUAAUGUGGUAUUUGUAAUAGCGUUUCAGAAAUAGAUUUUUGUAAGUUGGUUGAAUUUAUAUAAAUCGAAGUUAAUAAUAACUUGGAUUGCAUAUUUCAGAGACCGUCAUAUUUAUUUGAGUUUUAUGUCAGGUGUCUCUCUUUGACCUUGUACAUUGACACAUUUGAGACCUCUGCCACUUUAUAUAUUUUUUAAACUUGAAUAUUUUUUUCUGAUAUAGUCAACCACUUUCAGGUUAAACCGAUUGUUCCUUCUAGAUAGAGAUUCAUUCGCUUUUGACAUGCGCUCAUCAGGUAGAAUUUCCUUCGCUCCUUGUCCACAGUGAGAAAGCCACAUGCUUCAAACACCAUCAUCUACGGUUUUGAGUUUUCAUUUCAUAAUCUAAAAGCUUUUCUGAUCCCAUGCCAUUCAGCGUGUUGCUGUGUCAGCCAGGCUCCGACAAGAUCCAUUAACCAUCAGCACUUUAUCCUCUCUGUCAGACCUUCAGCUUCUGUGUGUUUCUGUACUUUUGUACUUGUAUAUGUGGCUGUCAGGUGACCGGAUGUCCUCACAUAUGUAGAUGAAUUUCUAAAUUAUCCAUUUAUCAGGAUUGUUGAGCUUUUGCUCUCUUCAAAAAUAGAAAGUCAAGUAGUGUGAUUUAUUUUAGGACUGAAAAAAAAAGUCACGUGUGAGUAAAGGUCAGCUCAUGGUCCUUACAAGUACAGCAAUACAGGAAUGUCUGUGUUUGUGUGUGUGUGUGUGUGUGUGUGUGUGUGUGUGUGUGUGUGUGUGUUUAAGAGAGAGAGAGAGAGUGUGAGGUAAUGUGGUUUGUCAGAUUUUAUCUAACAUGGUACUACUUAAAGAUGCACUAUGUAAGAAUACAAUGUAAUAGCUUUAUUAGCUUUAUUUCCAAACUUGUUUGUAUAGCAAACACCAUCAAAUUUAUAGCUCUAAUAAAAUCUGUGUGUGUAAUAUGUUACAAAUCCAUUUAAUAUUAGAAAUCAAUGAAACUGAAAUUAAUAUAACCAUUUCUGGAAAUUCAAAUGAAAUAUGCUAAUAUCGUCUUAUGUUAAAACUCUAAACUUAAAAUUAUUGCAUAGUGCAUCUAUAAAUCCAUCCGUUGUGCCAUUAAGGCCACCAUCGACUUUGUACGUUUCUUCAUAUGUUGAGUUUCAGUGAAAUUAAAGAGAUGGCUAAAUUUACAUUAUUAUUGCUACCAAAGGUUUUUGAUUGACAGUAAACAUCUUUGAUUUUUUUGAUCAUCUUUUUAUUCUAUUUUAUAUGCUUUAUAAUAGCCUACAAAAAAAGCAAUUUAAAAAAAUGCCACCAUUACAUAUAGAUCCAAUUGUGUCAUCCAUGUGUUAGCUGUUUGUGUGCAAUUUUUUUUAAAGAAAACUAAGAAAAGCAAUAAAGUUCUUUUUUUAAAGCAGA